Molecule: messenger RNA, 540 nt
Organism: Aspergillus ruber CBS 135680
Lineage: Eukaryota; Fungi; Ascomycota; Eurotiomycetes; Eurotiales; Aspergillaceae
Exons: 3
Source: RefSeq, a predicted model, not a curated record
CUCAAGAUUCUCUCCAGUGAAAUACCAACUCAUACACUUCACCCGCUCCAGCAUGAAAUUCGAUGUAACGCAAACACAUACCUGGGUAUCAUCCUGGACCCAGCACUCCGAUGGGACGACCAAAUCAGAAAUUUUCAAAAGAAAGCAACUCCCCUCCUGAAACCGCUGGCAACGCUUGCAGGAAGCACAUGGGGAGCAGGUCUGAUACAGCUGCGCCAGAUUUACCAAGCUGUGGUGCUUCCAGCACUCCUCUAUGGAUGCUCAGCCGAUCAUCGCCAGGCACGCCUUCGGAUUCUAAACCAAAUCCAUACCAGAGCCAUGGCGGCCAUGACAGGCGCUUUCAGAGCCACAGCGACAGCAGUGUUGGACAUAGAAACGCAUCAGCUACCUAUGAAAUGUCUCCUGGAGAAACAGGCACUGGAAGCGCUAACACAUAUUGAAACAAGCUAGUCUGGAGGUCAGGUGAGGAGAGCACGCGGAGGCGAAGCCAUAGGGAGUGGACGCAUCCGCCCUGGCUGGCGCCCCUGGGAGUGGAGUCCA